CGUGCGUACGUGCGUCGUCUCUAAGGUGGCGGCGGAUUCUGAGGGACCGAACGAUCCUGGAGUCAGGAUGUUCCGUCGGGAGCGCCCCAUCCCCCUUCGAGGCUCGGCUGCCGCCCUGUGCAACAACCUCAGUGUGCUGCAGCUGCCUACCCACAACCUCACGCACUUUGGUGUUGUCCAUGGACCCAGCGCUCAGCUUCUCAGCGCUGCCCCUGAGGGUGUGCCGUUGGCCCAGCGCCAGCUCUAUGCUAAGCAGGGCGCUGGAGUGAGCCCCCCACUUAUUACCCAGGUCCACUGGUGUAUCCUCCCCUUCCGAGUAUUGCUGGUACUCACCUCACAUCGGGGAAUACAGAUGUAUGAGUCUGAUGGCUCUGUCAUGGUCUACUGGCAUGCACUGAACUCUGGAGAUGCCUCUCCAGUACAUGCUGUGUUUGCCCGAGGAAUCGCUGCCUGUGGCCACUUCGUCUGUGUGGGAACGUGGUCGGGCCGUGUGCUGGUGUUUGACGUCCCAGUCAAGGGACCCAACAUUGCACUGUGUGAGGAGCUGGCUGGGCACCAGACACCAGUCACAGACAUUGCCACCGAGCCUGCCCAGGGACAGGACUGUGUGGCUGACAUGGUGACGGCAGAUGACUCAGGCUUGCUGUGUGUCUGGAAGUCAGGGCCUGAAUUCAAAUUGUUGACCAGCAUUGCAGGAUUCGGGGUCCCGUGCCCCUCCGUGCAGCUAUGGCAGGGGAUUAUAGCAGCAGGCUAUGGGAAUGGGCAAGUGCGUCUGUAUGAAGCCAGUACAGGCACUUUACACGUCCAGAUCAACGCCCAUGCCCGGGCCAUCAGUGCCCUGGACCUCGCUCCUGAGGUGGGCAAGCUACUCUCUGCAGCCGAGGACACCUUUGUGCAUAUCUGGAAGCUGAGCAGAAGUCCAGAAAGUGACAACAUUGAGGUGGAGCACUGCCACGGUGAGUGUGUCCCAGACACCCAGGUGUGUGGUGCCCGAUUCUGUGACCCCUCCGGCAGCUCCUUUGCAGUGACUGGCUAUGACCUCGCCGAGAUCCUGAGAUUCAGGAGUGUGUGAGAGAAGGGCAGCCUUCCUUUCUCCCUGUAGUAUUUAUAAAGAAUCCUCUGCACCCAA
Trichechus manatus latirostris (Florida manatee) is the source of this 1129-nucleotide messenger RNA. RefSeq names its product WD repeat domain 54 (gene WDR54). The record is from RefSeq and is a predicted model, not a curated record. Bases 68 to 1072 code for a protein of 334 amino acids. The transcript has 10 exons. Gene Ontology annotation, molecular function: protein binding. NCBI's taxonomy places the organism in Eukaryota, Metazoa, Chordata, Mammalia, Sirenia, Trichechidae.